AAACGUAAUGUAUGGCUUGGUUAUACAUGAUUGUCUAAAUCAUAAACCAGAAAAAGAAACAAUGUGGAAUAGUGGUUUCUCCUUUUUAUCUUCACACAUGUCUCCAAAAACCAAUUUGGUUCCUCUUUAUUUUUCUUCAAAGAUUCCCAAACCAAAUGACAAACCAUCUUCCUAACUUAGUACUAGACCCCCACCUCCACUCCAUAUAUCUUUAUAUGUAUGUUUUCUCUUUAUAUGCCAAACCUUAUAUUCAUCCGAAAAACACACACAAUAAGAACAACAAGAAUAGGUGAAUAGAAGGAAAAACAAGUAAAAACUAUGCCGAUCCGAUCUAGCCCCUUCUUCAAUAUGGAUAGCUCGGCCGUGCUCUCGCUCUUGAGGCAUACGGGCAGCUCUAUGGAUUCUAAACCUUCGAAGAAAACUUCUGGAAGCAUAGGUGGCGGGGUGCUCAAAAUGUUCAAGCUCAUACCAAUGCUAUCAUCUGGUUGCAAGAUGGUGAACUUGUUAAGUCGAGGGCAUCGAAGACCCUUACUUAAGGACUACGCAACCACGGGGACAAUAUUCGGGUUUCGCAAAGGAAGAGUCUUUCUUGCAAUACAAGAAGAUCCUCAUUGUUUGCCAAUGUUCAUCAUCGAGCUCCCGAUGCUGACUUCGGCGCUUCAGAAGGAGAUGGCCUCGGAGACUGUGAGGAUUGCUUUAGAAAGCGAGACCAAAACAUCGAGGAAGAAGGUGUUGGAAGAGUAUGUGUGGGGGAUCUACUGUAACGGGCGGAAAAUCGGUUAUUCGAUACGGAGGAAAAACAUGAGUGAGGAGGAGAUGUAUGUGAUUGAUGCAUUGAGAGGUGUUUCAAUGGGGGCUGGAGUUUUACCAUGUAAGAACCAAUAUGAUCAAGAGACAGAAGGAGAAAUGACUUACAUGAGAGCUCGAUUCGAUAGAGUGAUUGGUUCUAAGGAUUCUGAAGCAUUGUAUAUGAUCAACCCUGAAGGUAGUGGUCAGGGCACAGAACUUAGUAUCUAUUUUCUCAGGUCUCAUUAACUAUUUGUUACACUUUUCUUUUUGUCUCUGUUUUUAAAUAUAGUUAAAUGGUGAUAAUUGCAUUAUUAACUAUGAAAAAUAAGUUGAUGAUUUUUCUAAAA
Molecule: messenger RNA, 1136 nt
Organism: Arabidopsis lyrata subsp. lyrata
Lineage: Eukaryota; Viridiplantae; Streptophyta; Magnoliopsida; Brassicales; Brassicaceae
Product: protein MIZU-KUSSEI 1
Exons: 1
Coding region: 319-1035 (238 amino acids)
Biological process (GO): hydrotropism
Source: RefSeq, a predicted model, not a curated record